AAGAAGGCGAAGAAGAAGACAGAGAAGGGAAGCUCCAAUGUCUUCUCCAUGUUCGACCAGACCCAGAUCCAGGAGUUCAAAGAGGCGUUCACCAUAAUGGACCAGAACAGGGAUGGCUUCAUCAACAAGGACGAUCUGAAAGGGACCUUCGCUGCUCUGGGUCGGAUGAAUGUGAAUAGCGAGGAGCUGGAUGAGAUGUUGAACGAAGCCCCUGGACCAAUAAACUUCACCAUCUUCCUCACAAUGUUCGGGGAGAAGCUGAAAGGUGCCGACGCAGAAGAAACCAUUCUCAAUGCUUUUAAGAUUUUUGACCCAGAAGCCAAGGGACAUAUCAAAGCGGACUACCUCAAACAUAUGCUGAAGACCCAAGCAGACCGAUUUACUGAAGAGGAGUGUGAGCAGAUGUUUAUUGCCUUCCCUCCUGACGUUUCUGGCAAUCUCGACUACAAAAACCUCUGCUACGUCAUUACUCAUGGUGAGGAGAAGGAUUAGGAGCGACGGAGCUCUCCAGGCAAGGUGAAGAUAGAGCUGGGAGCCAAACAAUUAGAAAUGAGUUGACGGUGGAUGUGGAGCCAUUGUGUUUUAUGUGUUGACUUCCAACAACCUGAUGUUGACUCACUGUUCUGGUUAUGCAAGUUUCUUGUCAUUAGGUUUACACCCUAGUCAUG
Pristis pectinata (smalltooth sawfish) is the source of this 668-nucleotide messenger RNA. Its product is annotated as myosin regulatory light chain 2B, cardiac muscle isoform-like. Bases 49 to 492 code for a protein of 147 amino acids. The transcript has 6 exons. Gene Ontology annotation, molecular function: calcium ion binding. The record is from RefSeq and is a predicted model, not a curated record. NCBI's taxonomy places the organism in Eukaryota, Metazoa, Chordata, Chondrichthyes, Rhinopristiformes, Pristidae. Gene Ontology annotation, cellular component: cytoplasm.